Spea bombifrons (plains spadefoot toad) is the source of this 2478-nucleotide messenger RNA. It is a transcript of the gene VEGFA, whose product is annotated as vascular endothelial growth factor A. The coding region runs from base 495 to 1184 and encodes 229 amino acids. Gene Ontology annotation, cellular component: membrane. Gene Ontology annotation, biological process: positive regulation of endothelial cell proliferation; induction of positive chemotaxis; vascular endothelial growth factor receptor signaling pathway. NCBI's taxonomy places the organism in Eukaryota, Metazoa, Chordata, Amphibia, Anura, Pelobatidae. The record is from RefSeq and is a predicted model, not a curated record. Gene Ontology annotation, molecular function: growth factor activity; vascular endothelial growth factor receptor 1 binding; heparin binding. The transcript has 9 exons.
GAGACAGCACAGCAGAAGGACAGCAGUGCUCAGUGAGUGCAAGCCGCAGACUCCACUCACACGCAACGAGUGCCAGAGGUGGACUUUCUCCCGGCUUAUGGUGGAUUUCUCAGCGGAGGGGCCCCUGCUGCACUCAGCCCAAAGCAUUGACCGCCCCGGUGCCGGGUUCCCCGCAGACGCCCGCGAUGGAUUGAAAAGUUUUGCUGCCUAAACUUUCUCCGGGGAUCUGUUACAGCCUGUUACCUGCUCGCAGUUCUUGGGGAGGGGGGACGUUGGAUUUGGGGCUCGUGUUUGCGCAUGGUUCUGGCCGCCCUGUGAUCGGGGGCUGGUGAUUAUGGAGUGUGCCUGACCCCAGCUACUUGGGGAGAGCAGAUCUGAAGUUUAAAGAUCCAGAGGGGAUUGGGGACACCUCCCUAGAGCCCUCUCUGGAGCUCCCAGCAAAGCCAAUUCGGAAUAUCUCAUCGCUCGGACCCCUGCGGUUGGGACUUGGAACCAUGAACUUUAUAAUCUCGUGGAUCAAGUGGAGCUUGGCUGUAGUGGUUUAUCUGAGCUCUGCCCAGUUGUCACGGACGGCCCCCACAGCAGGAGCGGAUCAUAAACCCACAGAAGUGGUGCCGUUCUUGAAGGUGUACGAGCGAAGCAUCUGCCAGGUGCGGGAGAACAUGGUGGACAUCUACCAGGAGUACCCGGACGAGGUGGAAUAUAUCUUUAAGCCGUCCUGCGUGCCCUUGAUGCGGUGUUCGGGAUGCUGCAACGACGAGAGCCUGGAGUGCGUGCCGACCGAGUGCCACAACGUCACCAUGCAGAUAAUGAGAAUCAAACCUCACAUAAGCCAGCUCAUCAUCGAAAUGAGCUUCCAGCAGCACAGUCAGUGUGAGUGCAGACCAAAGAAAGACGUAAAAAGCAAGCAGGAAAAAAAAGCAAAGCGAGGAAAGGGCCUUAAAAGAAAGCGCAAGAAAAUCCGGUACAAACCACAACGCUUUCAUUGUGAGCCUUGCACAGAGAGGAGAAAACACUUGUUUGUCCAAGACCCCCAGACCUGUAAAUGUUCCUGUAAAUACACAGACUCACGUUGCAAAACGAGGCAGCUUGAGUUAAACGAAAGGACUUGCAGUAGGAGAGACAAGAAGCCUAGAGCAGGACAACCCUAUGGGGCCCCUCUUUCUGCUGACCUCGCUCACUAACGCGCUCUGCCACCUCUGUGCAGCAAAAUGUGAAAAGCCAAGACGGUGAAAAACGGAGAAAAGUCUCCCCGAGAGAGACGAGACAGAAUCGAAAUGAAGGAAUACACGUAGCACAGCACUUUGAUACCUAAGCAUUCCGGAACGAGGGAGAAGAUGACGCUACCAUCCGCUAAAACCAUUUCUCCUUCUCAUAUCAAAUUCGAUGCUGCUAAAACACCGAGAGCCAGAACAGCGGGGUCAUAUAUAUACAUGUUUUUUUUUUGUUUGUAUUUUUUUGGGGGGAUUCCUAUAAUUAUAUUAUUAUUAUUAUAAGUAAAUAUAGAUAUCUAUAUAUAUAUGUAUAUAUCUAUAUGGGAUUUUUUUUUCUAUAUGUGUACUUGCUGGACUCUUUUGGCCAAUCUUUAGUAAUAAUAAUAAUUAUUAUUUUUGAAGCUGACAUGUGGGGUUUAGCUGUUGAAAAGAGGCUAAACCCUAAUAUUAUUCACUUUUCUGCAUGGAUGUUUGGGUUGGUUUUUUUUUUAUGUCACUAUCUACGCUAAACCCGCAUUUACAAGACGAAAAAUAACAAGUCAAAGGUCAAAGUAGCCCUGCUGAGAACGGCUGAAUUCGAUCCUCUCGGAAAACCCAGCCCAUGCGCUCUACAGAGAGAAAGAGAGAGACUGGAGAGAGAAGGUUAUGGUGGAACCCGACGGCGCCAUGUUUUCUGGCCCUGCUAUCACGGAAAGAUGGUGUGUUCAAACAUUUAGACUCUGGGUCUUUUGCAGCAACGAGCCCAAAGUCUUCUUCAAACCACACAAAAAAAUAUCUACAAAAGGAAAGAAAGGUUUCAUUUAUGUGACCUCUUGGCUCCGUUAUACCAGGCAGGUGCUGAGCCAGUUCCAAUCUCAUCUCUGUGCUCUUACAACGUCCGGGAUUUCAGAGGAAAGAUAAAGAGUGUGGACCAAAUUCAACGCCACGUGGUACAUGGAGAUAUCAUUUCGAGACUGGUCUGCUUCCGUGGAGGGAGACCACCGUCAAAGUGGAACUGUGUAAAUUGAGUAACUGCUCCGUGAGGAAGACUCACUCAUAAUGAGUGGAAUUGCUAUAAUAUGAGUAAGACUCACUCAGUGAGUGAGCAUUGUUUUCUGGAUGACUUUUUUUGAAUGAGUGAGGCUGCCUUCCAGGGAUUUUGCUCUCAGACUCCACACUCGGAAGGGGUUUCUUUAUUCCAAUCACAGAACCAGGACUGGCUCAGCGUGUCUGAAAAUCCAACGCCACACCUGGAAUCUCGUCAGAAACGCACGAAAAACAAAAA